AUGCUCUUAGAAAAAGUAGUGGGGGCAAUAGGCCAGUUGGAAAAGGUCAUUUCCAGCCUCAAUGAAAAGAUCACUGAGAUACCAAAAGAUAAACACAAAGAUACAGAAAAAGAAACGGAACCAGGUGCACCCUCCCACACGAGGACCCACACAGAUGAGGAAAAAACCCCAAACCUCAUACAGAAACCCUUACCCCAAAGGGCAGAAAGAACAAAAAGCUCCACACCAGAAAAGGUGGCCAUUCUACAAACAGAACCACUCAGAGAUGUGGAGGAAAACCCCACAAGCACAAGAAUGGGGAAAAAACAGAGUGGCAUACCACAGGGGCCACCCGCACCAAAGAUACACAAACCAAAACCCACACUGGAUAAGCCACCCACAGCCAUGGAGGCCACCUCAGAGACAGGGAAGAUUUCCUCAAAGAGGAAACUACCAAUGGGCUCAAGGACAAGUAGGAGGAAGGCAGUGGCAAGAAGGAGGGUACGGCAGAUGGGGAUGGAACUAAUAGUAUCUGAAGUGCCCCUAACCAGAACCCAACUCUCUGUUCUUAGCAAAGGGAGAUCGUUUGUACCUGGUCCUCCCCCAAAGAAAGCCCUGCUGGAGAACCUAGGAAGCUCUAUGAAUAGAUUAAAAGAGCAAAUAAACAAAAAGUUUGCAGACUCUCUCUUGCCAAACCUUGAGGAAGAGGAGUCAAAUAGUAAGAAAAAGAGGAGGAAUAUACCCCAGCAGCUCCCGAUGAAACAGAGAGUAAACAUCCCUACCAAAAGAUUACCAGGUCUGGAAACAAUGGUUCAUUGUGAAACCAUGGAUGUAGCAGAAAACAUCCUGAAGGGCAGCUCCCCAAAUAUGAGCAAACAAGAGAAGCAGACCCUCAAAGAUUUAGCUCAAAACCCAGACUUGGUCAUCAAAAAAGCAGAUAAGGAUGGGGCCUUAGUGGUUCUGAAAAGAGAAAGCUACAUAGCAAUGGGAGAAGCACAUUUAUUAGAUAAAGAAACAUACAUACCAAUAGACAACCCAAAUGAAGCCCUACAGGCAAUUAAGAGAGAAAGCAAGAUCCUAGUAAACCGUUUUUAUACAUUAGAUAAUGCAGGGAAAGAUUGUAUGAACAGGAGGAGCUUCUUAGCAGGCCAAAGAGAUGCUUUACUUGAACAUGACCCAACAGUCCCACACUGGUACAUACUACCAAAAACCCACAAGAAAAAAGAUCCUGAUACAGGCCUAUGGCCAGGUAGACCUGUUUUGAGCGGCUGCAAUGCCCCCACCAGACCAGUGGAUAGACUGCUAACUACAUAUCUCACUCCCUUGUUGGAGCUCCUCCCAGAAAGACUGCAAGAUACCACAACCUUUUUACGGAGAAUAAGCACACUCCAAAGGUUUACACCAGGUUCUUUCCUUUUCUCAUUUGAUAUAGUAUCCUUAUACCCCUCCAUUCCACAGGAGGAAGCCUCUUGGGUUGUGGCAAAUUUCUAUGAAAAGAAUUUUGCAUUUGUCAAAGAAAAGCUUAAAAUGGAAUACAAUAUCAUAGCCCCACCUCCGUACUUAAUAAAAGAAGGAAUAGACCAUGUCUUACAAGGCACACUCCUAAGAUUUAACAAUCACUUCUAUAACCAAGGCAAAGGAACAGCAAUUGGAGCUUCAGUCUCAGUAGCCAUAGCUGAAAUCUUUGUACAUGCCAGCAUAGAAGAGAGAAGGAGAAAACUAGAAAAACAGCCAGCAAUUUUCUAUAGAUAUAUUGAUGAUAUCUUUGGGAUUUUCACUGGCACAGAGGCAGAACUCAUGGAAUACCACCAGGAGUUGAAUAAGAUACACCCAGACUUAAAAUUCACAUUGGAAUACAGUCAAAAGGAGCUGCCAUUCCUUGACACUAUGGUGUAUCUGGAUGCAGAAGGUAAAGUGCAAACCUCGGUGUAUCAUAAACCCUCAAACACACACCAGUAUCUGCACUUCCAAUCAUGCCAUCCUCCAAGCCUAAAAAGAUCCUUACCCUACUCUCAGGCACUGAGAAUCAAAAGAAUAGUAAGUGAGCCACAUAAAUUAGAAGAAGCACUAACAGACAUGGUUACUUUCUUCACAAAAAGAGGAUACUGUAAGAGAACACUAGGAUCUGCUUUAAACAGAAUAAAAGAGGUCAACAGGGAAACCCUCUUAGAAAGAAAAGUAAGAACAGAACAAAACCGCUUAAUUUUCCCCAUGCUAUAUUCCCCAUCCUUAGAAAGAGUCCUGAACUACUCUCUGAAAGAAAUAUGGGAAUGGGUAGUAGAAAAUGCUAAAGGAACCCCAUGGGAAAAGAAAUUUACGGCCUCACAUCCCAUGAUAGCUUGGAGAAAAGGCAAAACAAUAGCUGACCACCUGGUCAGAGCAGAAUUCCCCAGGCCUCUCAAAAAUAAGUAAAAUAUCAAUAAACAAUGAAGAAAACAUAAGAGAUAGACAUUAAGAUACAGUAAAAGGAAAAAGAAACCAACUAAGAAAAGAAUGUCAUAAAGUAAAAUAUACACAAACAGGAAAGGAUAUGGCAAGUUAGAGAAAUAGAAUAGAUUAAUGAUUAGGAGAUGCAUAUCUCUAUACAUAUCUCUCUAAUAAAAUAUAUA
This is a messenger RNA of Penaeus monodon (black tiger shrimp), 2588 nucleotides long. RefSeq lists its product as uncharacterized. Bases 1 to 2391 code for a protein of 796 amino acids. The record is from RefSeq and is a predicted model, not a curated record. The transcript is spliced from 3 exons. NCBI's taxonomy places the organism in Eukaryota, Metazoa, Arthropoda, Malacostraca, Decapoda, Penaeidae.